AAGAAAAGUGAACCAUACCUUUCAUACCAAACAAAAAAAAAAACAAUAUGUGAACUAUAAAUUAAAUAUUAUGUCCCUAGUUUGUGCACAUCCAUUCACUUAGAUUCAAUUAAUCAUCUAUCUAUGGCAAUUUCAAAAGAAAGAUAUGCUGUUGUUACAGGAUCAAAUAAAGGUAUAGGAUUGGAAACUGUUAAAAGAUUGGCUUCAAAUGGAAUUAAAGUUGUUCUUACUGCUAGAAAUCAGAAAAGAGGGAUUCAAGCUUUUGAGAAAUUGAAGAAAGAAUUUGAAUUUUGUAAUCUUGUUGUUUUUCAUCAACUUGAUGUUACUGAUCCUUUUAGUAUUGCUUCAUUGGUUGAGUUUGUUAAGACUCAGUUUGGAAGACUUGAUAUCUUGGUGAAUAAUGCAGGAAUCAAUGGUUUCAACGCAGACGAUAUGGUGGAACCAAUUAUUAAUUGGAGAGAACUGAGUCAAACUUAUGAGAUGGCUGAAAAUUGCAUAAUAACAAAUUACUAUGGUGGUAAAGAAACUACUGAAGCUUUUCUUCCUCUUCUUCAGUUAUCUGAUUCACCUGUGAUUGUUAAUGUUUCCUCGGCUGCAGGAUUAUUAAAGUACAUAUCAAAUGAAUGGGCUAGGAGUGUGUUAGAUGAUACCGAAAAUCUAACCGAAGAGCUAAUCGACGAGGUACUGAAAGAGUUUCUGAAAGACUUCAAACAAGGUUCACUUGAAAACAAGGGUUGGCCAACUUAUCUUUGUGCCUAUAAGCUCUCAAAAGCAGCUGUGAAUUCAUACACAAGGCUUCUAGCUUAUAGACAUCCAAACUUAUGUAUUAAUUGUGUUUGUCCGGGUUUUGUUAAAACAGAUAUGAAUAGAAACACAGGUGAUUUAUCUGUUGAAAAUGGUGCUGCUAGUGUUGUUAGAUUAGCAUUACUUUCGAGUAAUUCAACUUCUGGAAACUUCUUUGCUCGUCAAGAUUUGUCUUGCUUUUGAAUGGUUUUCAAUGUAUUAGAAGCUUGCAUAUUAAAAUGGGGGGAUAUGAUAGGAUAUAUGUCUUGGAUGGAUUUUUUUUUACCCAUUUGUUCAUUGCUGUUUAUUAAUCAAAUGAAAUGUGGGGAGUAUAUCUUUUCAAGUUUA
Messenger RNA from Medicago truncatula (barrel medic), 1131 nucleotides. Its product is annotated as (+)-neomenthol dehydrogenase. NCBI's taxonomy places the organism in Eukaryota, Viridiplantae, Streptophyta, Magnoliopsida, Fabales, Fabaceae. The record is from RefSeq and is a predicted model, not a curated record. Gene Ontology annotation, cellular component: membrane. The coding region runs from base 124 to 987 and encodes 287 amino acids. The transcript is spliced from 5 exons.